Caenorhabditis sp. 36 PRJEB53466 is the source of this 4305-nucleotide messenger RNA. Lineage: Eukaryota; Metazoa; Nematoda; Chromadorea; Rhabditida; Rhabditidae. The record is from the annotation of a GenBank genome assembly.
AUGGAGGUCAAUCCGUCGGCCGAGAAUCCUAGCCGAUCGGCUGAAUCAGAAUCGGACGAAGAAAAGAUAGUUCCACGCAAAAGAGGCCGACCAAAGGGACCUCGAGCAGUCAGCCGUCCGAUGGAACCGGAAAGACGUUCAAGUCGAUCAACCAAUCGUCCCAACCAACCGUCAAGCCGCGCAGGUCGAUCAGCCAGCCGUCCUCGCAGAUCGGUCAGUCACAAUGGAAGGGAACGACAAAUCAGUGAGAACACGCAGUUCGACGAGCGAGACACUUCAGAAUCUUCCGACGAAUCCCAAGAGCCUGGACCGUCUAUAAGGCGAAAAAAACGAGUUCGCACAAAGUUGACAAUGCCGCGAAAGAAACAAGGACAAUCUCGUUCUAAGGAAAGCGAAGAAAAAUGAAAAUGAACAGCGCCCAGGAAGAGAAUCCAUUGACAAAAGCGCAAUCACCAAGAUUCAAUCGCAUUACGGUCCGAAACCGACGAAAAAAGAGGAGGCCGAUACCAUUCACCGUUUCAAGGCUAUUUUCCGAAGUAUUCAGGCGGAAUACGACAGCAUGGUAUUGGAUGAAGUUAAAGAUGAGUUGGUUGAUUUUGUCGAUAAAGAAGAACGGCCCUCUUACACCUUCAAUCUUGCCGCUGACAACGUUCGCAUUCCACAAAUGGAAUUCUUGCCUCUUGAUGAGUAUCACAUUAAUGGAAAAACGUCGAUUAUUUGGCAGAAGCCGGACCGUGACGAAAACGAGACGGCAAUGAAGAAGUGUGUCAUUUCCUGCGCCGAAAUCGAAUCCGGAAUCAUUAAGCCGCCAAUGACCUACUGGGUGCUCAUCGAGCAAAGUAUUCACGGAUCCGAUCAACCACGGCUCACUCAUAUGCCGUGGUUCGCUGAUGGUCAGAACGACGAGGAGCUUUAUGAGCAGAUGAUAAAAGUCUUCCCGGAUGGCAUUCACGGCUUCGCUGACAACUUUGCUUACAUCAACGACUGGCUACUUUACAAAAUGAUCCGAGCGACACUAACCGGUUAUCAGGGCAAUCCGGAUCUCCUCUAUUAUGCCAUUUAUCGCCUGUGGCCGAAUAAGCUGACUCAAAGAGAGCUACGUAACGCUUUCCCGACACUUUGCAAGCGAUUCGCAAAGGAAGGCUUCGAUCCGUCGGUUUUGGAGCCAUGGAAACCGCUUUUGGAGCAACAAGUGGGCGAGAACCUUCGCGAUCCGAAGUGUUAUACCUGUUUGAGCUACUCCUGCCCAGUACAUGGAUGCAAGUUCCAAAUAUCACCGGAUUUCGCUCAAGGAGACUUCUACAGAGUGGAAAUUCCACUUGCAAAGCCCGGCGACGCGGAGGAAUGCUCUGUUGGCAACUGCUGGAAGAAACUUGAUCGGGAAGCGACUCUAAAGACGCUGAACCCGACGGAUGACGAAAAGAAGAGAAAUAGGGCCGUCGCGUACAUCGACAAGAAUCGAGUUGUCCGAAUGCAACCACGAGAUGGCUCCUCGAUUGCCACGUACUUCGGCAGAAGCUCAAGCAUCUAUCAAGUGACGUUUCUCUUCAGUUUCACGGUCAAAUAUAGUUUUCAUUACAGAAUUUCUGUGAAUUCUCGCUCAAAAUGAUCGACGAAGAGGACGCGGAUUGUGACAUCAAAUCGUGCAGUGCUGCUUACGAACUCAUCGUUUCGUUAGCUGAAAACCCGUCUGAAGGCCGUUUGACUCUGGGAAGACCGGGAAAGUUGAAGUGAGUAGACAAAAUAAAAAAUAUCCCUAGAGCAAUACGUUUUUGAGCUCCUUCAAAGAUCGCGCUGAUGCGUUCCGCCGAACAAUGCUCAAAGAAGUGAAAGUUAAGAAAAAGAAUGCCGAAGAAGCACUCCAAAGCCAACUGGACAAAGAUGGAGACAGCAAGAAAGAAGAGGCUAGUAGACAGAAGAAAUAUAAGAUGGACGUUCCGCUGCAAGCCGUCACCCCUCUCGUGCCGUGUCGCCACGAAGGUCCGUGCACUGCGGACACCGUGAACUGUGCGUGCCGCUUGAACGGAGUCUGCUCGUACAUGUGCAAGUGCGACGUCAACUGUCCCCGACGGUUCCCCGGGUGCAAGUGUGCUCCCGGACUCUGCCAGACCAAUGCGUGUCAGUGCUUCCUCGGCCAAUGGGAAUGCAAUCCGGUACCUGCAAAACGUGCAAGUGCGACGGAAUUGACACGAAAGUGAUGGGAUGCUCGAACUAUCCGAUGACUCGAAUGGUUCAGAAGAAAAUUGUCUGUGCUCCUUCUAAAAUAGCAGGAAACGGGCUGUUUAUUCUGGAGAACGCGGAAAAGGACGAGUUUGUCACGGAGUAUGUCGGCGAGCGGAUCACAGACGAGGAGGCGGAGAGACGUGGAGCGAUAUACGACCGUUAUGGCUGUUCUUACAUUUUCAGUGAGUUUCACAAAUUGCUUUUGAAGUUGAUGACAAUGCGAAUCUUCAGAUCUGGAGACCGGCGGAGCCAUCGACUCGUUCAAAGUCGGAAACCUGUCACGGUUUGCGAAUCACGAGGAGCAGUAUCCGUCGCUUUACGCCAAAACUGUCGUGGUCGCCGGAGAGCACCGUAUAGGCUUGUACGCCAGUCGCGAGCUUCAGCCCAACGAUGAGCUGACCUUCGACUACAGCUAUCCAAUGGAGCACUUGACACAUUUCAAGUAAGCUCUUGUCGUCCUUUUUCUGUAUCCAAAAAGUAUUAUUUCAGAAACGGCAACGGUGACGUCAAGCGAAAGGGGAAACGGGUCAAGGUAGAAACUUCCUCUGGAAAUCAUCGAUUAAGAUGAAUAGACUAACGCCAAUUAUUUUUGCGCAUAUUUGUAUACUAACCGAUAAGGAUAAUUAUAUUAAUAAGUUUCCUUUCUUAUUGCACAUCAUUUAUCCAUCUUUAUGUUAAUUGUUAAUUGUAUACAGAAUUUUGUUUGUUUUAUUGUUACUCUUCAUUUUAUCAGCAAAUAAAUUGACACUGACCGUUUAUAAGUCUAAUCUAAUCUGGACAGUUCUGAUUCAAUGAAGCCAAACAAUUGUUUUCCUAUUCGCACAGCUCGUUUCGAUGUCUGCAUUUUUCUGUCUCGCCUGCUUAAAGUUCCACGCGUUCAAGAAUAUUUGGAAUGAGGGCUCAUAAACUGAAACGAGGGGAGCAGAGAGUGGACAAUCGGCAGAGACGGCGCCUAAUAGAAUUAAGCGAUGCUGAAUAAAAGGGCCUUAUCUGCCCGUGGAGAACAUUCUGCUCUCUCCGGAGAUGGUUUCCUCCGCCGUCUUCUCCCUCUGCCUCCUCACUGCCGUUUCGGCCUAUCGAGAGUUCGGCCCGACCUCGAACACAAACGUGACUCACAUUUGUGUCAACAACCCGAACAUUCCAGCCUGCGGUCCUGACUUUUGCGUUAAGAACCCGGAUGCCGCCGGAUGCAAAAAGUAAGUGGCGUUCUUGCAUUCGAUUCCGCAUUUUUUUGGUUUCAGAUCGAAGAAUUUCGUGAAUGCUGCGCCUCCGUUCUCCGACAAACAAAAGAAGUAUUGCGUGGAUCACCCGACGUCCGAUUUCUGCCGUUUUGCUUCUUCCAGAAGCCGCCAGUUGAGUGCCGGAUGGAAAAGCUGGAACAAGUUUCUCAAUACGCCAAAAAGCAGAAUCUGCUCCGAGCAUCCGGAGCAUCCCGGAUGCCAGAGGUAGUGCGCUAACCACGUGGCUGGGAAUGAUUCGACAUCUUUUAGAAAUGCCUAUUUGGACAAGUUCAUCGCCUGGAAGAUUCGCAAAGACUGCGAAGUUGACCCGAGCGGCCCGUUCUGCGAGAAGACGUUGAUUAAAGUGAAGACUAUCCAGCAGAGAGUUGUGUCGUCGACUUCUCAUUCCUCGCCUUCGUCUUCAUCUUCAUCGUCCUCUUCAUCGUCGUCAUCGUCAUCUUCAUCUUCGUCGUCGUCGUCGUCAUCAUCUUCCUCCUCUUCCUCCUCUUCCUCCUCUUCCUCUUCUUCAUCUUCAUCUCAAGAGAACGACGCAUACACCAAAGAAAACGAGAGUCUGCGACGAGUGAGAAUCCCGGGAACGAGCCAGAACUCUCUGUCCAUCAAGAACCCGAUAAUUGACUUUAUCAAACAGUCGCUCAAGAGAAAACCGCAGAAGCAGACGCAAACGCAGAUCGCGGGAGCUCGUAAGCCAAGAGGAAACGUGUUCGGCGGAAAGGUUGGCGAUUUCGGAAAGCGCAGAUCUGCACGUGAAUCGAAAGACUGGGAGCCACUUGCAGUCUUCUACGGAAUAGUCGAUUCAAGAUCAGGACGGCCGAGUGUCCGCCCUCCGAAGAAAUUUUAA